Molecule: messenger RNA, 654 nt
Organism: Acanthosepion pharaonis
Lineage: Eukaryota; Metazoa; Mollusca; Cephalopoda; Sepiida; Sepiidae
Source: the annotation of a GenBank genome assembly
AUGACAGCAGAACGCAGAACCCAAGAAGGAAAGGCUGUGAUGUAUGCAUUUGAAAUUAAUGCAGAAGAAACUAGACAACUUCCUUUUACCUAUAAUAAGAAUAAACUUAAAAUUUUAUUAACCGGCCUAUUCAAUCUAUCUAUCUAUCUAUCUAUCUAUCUAUCUAUCUAUCUAUAUAUAUAUAUAUAUAUAUAUCUGUCUCAUUCUGUAUAUUAUCUAUCUAUCUAUCUAUCUAUCUAUCUAUCUAUCUAUCUCAUUCUGUAUAUUAUCUAUCUAUAUAUCUGUCUCAUUCUGUAUAUUAUCUAUCUAUCUAUCUAUCUAUCUAUCUCAUUCUGUAUAUUAUCUAUCUAUAUAUCUGUUCAUUCUGUAUAUUAUUCUAUUUUCCAUAAAUCUAUCCAUAUCUAUCUAUCUUCUAUUCAUUCAAUUAUUAUCUAUCUAUAUCUGUCUCAUUCUGUAUAUUAUCUAUCUAUCUAUCUAUCUAUCUAUCUCAUUCUGUAUAUUAUCUAUCUAUAUAUCUGUCUCAUUCUGUAUAUUAUCUAUCUAUCUAUCUAUCUCAUUCUGCAUAUUAUCUAUCAAUAUAUCUGUCUCAUUCUGUAUAUUAUCUAUCUAUCUAUCUAUCUAUCUAUCUAUCUAUCUAUGCUACUACUACUAUAA